Molecule: messenger RNA, 819 nt
Organism: Dibothriocephalus latus
Lineage: Eukaryota; Metazoa; Platyhelminthes; Cestoda; Diphyllobothriidea; Diphyllobothriidae
Source: the annotation of a GenBank genome assembly
UCAGUCUCCAGUACGCCCACGCGUUGUGCUCUGUGCAGCCAAUCAGUGGCCUGCAACCAGGCGACAGCCAGUUUUUGCUCCAUGAAAGCCCAUCUCCUCUUCCACUUGGGUAUCUUUCUCACCUGCCCACAGUGUGGUUUUACGCCACCGCCCACGCUCACUCCCGAUCUGGCCGAGCUCUGCUUACGACUACAUCUGCGGUUCGUCUGUUUCCACUUCAACGUCGUACAGAAAUACCUCUGUUCGUGGCCCGAGUGUUGGAAGAAGACCUUCACAAGCCUGCAGAACUUUAUAAAGCACUGGCUUGAGGUCCAUACCCCAUCUCGCUUUGCUUGUGUUCUCUGCCUGCGGAUAAAUAGUAAUAAGGAUGCAAACCGUGACUCAGAGGGGAAGCUUGCUGUCACAGGAGACCAUUUAAUCAAUGGCAAUACCAACGGCCCAACAACUAACGGUACAAGAACCCUCGAGGCGGCAGCACGCAUUUCAGGGCGUACGCCUGUUACUGGGGCCUUUAAAUUCGUGGAUGAGUGUGGCGUCUUCAAACAUCUGCGAACUGAGCAUCAGAUUCCUGAGCAACAGCUCACCUCCAACCCCAAAGACUUCUGCAUAGUCGGACGCGCCUGUUCUCAUUGCAGUUUAGUUUGCUCAUCUACUGUCGAUCUGGCAAACCAUUUCACAGUAAGUCUUCCCCCUGAUCUCAGCUUUCUCACCCUGGGUUUCACCCUCCUCCCUCCCUCCCUCGCCCCGACCCCUCCUCUUCCCUCCUCACGCUCCCCUUCUUCCUCACUCUUUCGUUUUUUGUUGUAUCUUAUUGCUUAA